UCCACGCGAUAUGUUACAAAGAUCCCGCGAUAGUGGCCACUUGUUUAGAAUUCCAGAAAGAUGGCGGCGGCGCCUCCGGAUGAGGUUACCCUGCAGUCUCGCAUCAACAAGGCCACCAACCCUUUGAAUAAGGAGACUGACUGGGACAAUAUCAAGGGCUUUUUUGAUCAGCUCAACAAUGAACCAGACGGUCCCCAGCUUGCAACCAGACUUCUGGCCCACAAGAUCCAGUCUCCUCAAGAGUGGGAGGCUAUGCAAGCGCUUAUGGUUCUUGAGACGUGCAUGAAGAACUGUGGAAAACGAUUUCACAGUGAGGUGGGAAAGUUUCGCUUUCUCAACGAGCUCAUCAAAGUGGUGUCACCCAAGUAUCUUGGUACCCGGGCUCCAGAGCCAGUGAAGAAGAAAGUGAUAGAAAUAAUGUACAGCUGGACAGUGAGGCUGCCCGAUGAGACCAAGAUAGCGGACGCCUAUCAGAUGCUGAAAAAACAGGGCAUUGUCAAACUGGACCCUGUGCUUCCUGAUGACAAGCCCCUCCCACCCCCUCCACCUAGAGCCAAAAAUCUCAUCUUUGAGGAUGAGGAGAAAUCCAAGAUGCUGUCUCGCUUAUUGAACAGUACUCAGCCAGAAGAUCUAAGAGCAGCAAACAAGCUCAUUAAGGAAAUGGUCCAGGAGGACCAAAAGCGUGUGGAGAAGGUAUCAAAGCGAUUGAACGCCAUCCAGGAGGUGAAAGAGAGUGUCAGCCUGCUGAGCCAGCUGCUGGAGGGCUACAGCAAGCAGAGCUGCUCCCAGAGCAACCAGGAGCUCAUUAAGGAUCUUUACCAGCGCUGUGAAAAGAUGAGGCCUACACUAUUCCGAUUAGCAAGCGAUACAGAGGACAGCGACGAAGCCUUAGCGGAAAUCUUACAGGCCAAUGACAGCCUGACACAGGUCAUCAACCUGUACAGACAGCUGGUAAAGGGGGAGGAUGUGUCCAAGGAUGGCAUAACCUCGCCCUCACAACCAGGCAGCAGUAGCUCAGCACUCGUAGACCUGAUGGGACUUAACUCAUCCGUCAACACGGCACAAUCCAGCCCUGAGCCCUCCAGCGUCCAGACCCUGACUCACAACAUAGGCAUCAGCCUCCUGGAUGAUGAGCUCAUGUCACUGGGUCUGAAUUCAACAGAAAACUUUUCUCAGAACACUUUUCAGGUGCAAGUUCAUUGUGAUGGCUCAGAAUCAUCUGCAACAUUGGCCCCUGCUGCUGUGUUGCAACCAGCUGUGGUCCAAACAGCACAGGCUCCGCCAGCAGGCGGCCCCGCUGCUUCUCCUAAACCCAUGGAAGAGCUGGAAAUGUUGGGGAAGACAUUGUUACAGCAGUCUCUACCUCCAGAGAGCCAGCAGGUCAAAUGGGAUAAGCUCCAACCUCACUCCAGAGUCAGCUUACGAGAUAUGCAGACCAAGUCCGCCGCCAACUGUAGAGCCGCUCCCAAUGUAAGCCCCGCCUCCUCUGGUCCCGUCCCUGCUCCAGGGCCCACGUACAGCCUGAGCGUCCAUUCAGAGCCGCCUGACACUCUCCUCCUCUCCAAUCUGAGUUUCGCGGCUGUUACCGACCCCUACGACAACAUUUCUCUAGCUGAAGUUACCGUGCCUCUGGAAGCAAUCAAACCUAGCAGCUUAUUACCAGUGACUGUAUUCGACAAACACAGUCUCCGGGUUUUGUUCACCUUUGCCCGUGACUGUCCUCCAUCACGGCCUGACGUGCUGGUGGUGAUCAUCUCCAUGCUGUCCUCCGCCCCCAUUCCUGUCACCAACAUCCGCUUUCAGGCAGCUGUACCAAAGGUGAUGAAAGUGAAGCUGCAGCCUCCCUCUAGCACUGAGCUCCCAGCCUUCAAUCCCAUCCUGCCUCCCGCCGCCAUCACACAGAUCCUGCUGUUGGCCAACCCUCACAAGGAAAAGGUACGUUUGAGGUACAAGCUGACCUUCAACCUGGGCGAGCAAUCUCACGAUGAGUCUGGUGAUGUGGACCAGUUCCCGCCCCCAAACACUUGGGGGACCCUUUAGGAAGCAACCGACCCCCCCCCCCCCGUCAUCUGAUCUGCCGCUUCCUUUUUAGAUCUAGGUUGAAGUUGUCCCUCAUUGCUGGCUGGAGGCAAGACGGCCUCUUUAAACUUCAGUGGUUUCAAACUCUGGUCUGGUAAAACAAACUGACACGAGGCCAGUUGUGGGAACCAGCUUCUACCUUGUGCCUUCCUUCGCAGCCUACCUGUCCUUAUUCCAUCAGCUCCGCGUUCCUGUGUUCCAUAGCUACUUUCUUCUUCUUUCCAACAAUCAUUCCAGCGCACACUAUGAAGCAGAAACAUUGAUUCAAUACACUGUCAUUUGGGGGAGCCAAGUUGAACCAUUUUUAUUUUUUUAUUUUAAACUUGAAUGUGUGCAUUUGUCUGGUUAACACACUGUUUAACUAGCAAUCAGAUGUGUCAUGUUACGUGUAUUUCAUGUACCAGCUGGUGUCUCACAUUAUUUCAGUUUUUUUUACUCAACCCCAGUGCUCACACAGAGGAUAGUGACAGUUUGUGUGUUCAGUGUGUAUUCUGAGUGUUCAGAGUAGGUUCGCAAGAAAUUAUUUUUCUUUUAGUUCAUCAAGAAUCAGAAUAGGAAUUGGAAUUAAUGUAACACUGCCUUGGUGGUUGGUGCAUUUAAAACAUAUUAAAAUAAUAAAGUAAAAGACAUGUAUGUACAAAUAUGUACAACAUAACUGUUUAACAAUAAGAAAGGCUGUAUGAUUAAGCGCAGGGUGUGCAAAAGUUCAGAAUAUAUAAUUAUUAUCACAAAGGUCCGGUAUAUAAUCCAGGAUGUUCAUUAAUGUAAGGUGUAGUGUCUGGGGGGGGGUUAAGAGUUGUGGGUAUAGUUAAGGAGACCCACUGCAGUCGGGCUGAUAGGGCUUUUCAGAUACAAGAUUCAAGUGAUGUUUAAACUAUGAACAAUAGUAUAUAAUAUGGAAUUGUUUUUUCCUGAUAAGUAACUUAAUUAUUUGAAUUUAAAUUAAUUUCCUAUCAAAUAAUGGAUUGAUUCAUUUGCUGUUUCAGAGCCACAGCAAUGGUCUUAAUAGUCCGAUGGUAUCAUACUCAACCUACUAGCAAACCACUUGAGUUGCAGAGGGAAAUGUGGAAACUCAAUUUAAUUAUCACUUUGGACUCAUUGCAGUGGUUGUUGUUGUUUAUCCAAUGGAGGGGGUUCAGAGCAUGAGUUGAAAUGGAGUAAUAACUAGAAAUGUAUCAGGAGACGCCACAUCAGUGUGUCAUGGGAGCAUGAGUUGGUACACCGUUUUUAAGUAUUGCCUUUGUUUGUUUUUUGUGUGCGAAUGCGAGCUGUGACAAUAGGCCUUCACCACAGCAGACUUGUCAUAGUAGAAAAAGUGAAGGUGUUCCUACUGGGUCAAAAUGUCUUCUGUGAAAAAGGACUUUGUAGAAAGGGUCCUAAAUCUCUGCCCCUGUUAAAUUCUAAAAUUUAGCUCUUAAUUUCUGCACUUUAUUUUCAAAAGAUCAGGACACUUUUGUUUUUACAUUUUUUUUUCUCUGAAUUUGGAUUUAGAGUUUUUACACGUGACCUUUCAUGGACAUUGUUUUUUCUUUUGCACAUGGAACCAUUCCACAUUACAAUACAUUGUCUUUUCUCAUUUGCUGCCUUUCUACCGUUGAUCAACCCAAAGAGGGACAUGUGAAGUCCUGAGAUGACAUUGCUGACAUCCCGUUUGAUUCUACCACAUGUGCCUGAGAUGCAACGUUUAAUUUUUAUUUGCUUUGUACAUAUAUGUAAACAAAUGACUAGUUUAAUCUAGGUUUCUGUUUUCAUACGUUCAUGUCCAUCUCAGAAAGAAGACUUUGUGAAACAAUUGAAUCAUUCUAAUAGCCACGGUCAUUGAUUUGAUUGUAGCACUUAGGGUCAUAAAGACUAAAAUAAAAUGAGAUUGUGAGAAAUAAUAUUCUGAUAUACAUGUGAAACUCUAAAUGUGUGUACCUACAAUAGGGGUAGAGCUGGAGAUUCAGUUUAUAACGUGACCGAUCAAGUACCCACUGAGUAAUAUUGAUUCCAUUAUACACUUACAUGUGUUACAUUUGUGAUGGUGGAUCAACACACAUCAUCACACAGUGCCAUUCAUUACUCUAAGAGGCUGUAUUGUAGUACUAUAAAUCAGCUAUUUCAUUUCCAUAGAGCUUUUGAUUUAUUGCAAAUAUACAGCUACGCUACUAACUCACCCGGGACUGGAAGAAAGCAAUAAUGAAACAUUACAGUAGCCUCAGUACCCACCUUUCACUCCUAAAUGGCUCAAGCAGAUUAUAUAUAAAGAACAUUUGCGCUCCCUGUAAGAUUUGAAAACUAUGCAUUGAGGGGACUGUAACAGUUCGACUACAUUGUCAGAUUUAUCUUGUCCACAUAAAUGCAAAUUUGCCUAUGGUCAUUGCUACAAGAACAAGUUUAUUGCAGCUUCCAUCUUCUCCACCGUGCCAAUGUACAGAUUCUUUAACAAGACCAUAGCCGAUAGAGUGAGAUGGCAGAGACUGUAGUUCUGCCAUUUUGACAGAGGUCUUGGCCUUAAGGUAUUAACUCAGUAAGUCUCUGCGCUGAUGGAACCUGAACUACAGAAGCAGCCAUUGCACAUCAUGAGACAGGCGACUUAUGUCUUGUAGCUAUGCUAUUUCAUGUUUGGGUCUAGUAUUCAUUAAGGUGUAAGACUUCCCUUGUCUCCCACAUUAAUUUGGAUUGGCAAAAAGAAAAACAUGGAACUUCUACUGAACUAGAUCCAGAUUUUUAAGACUGAUACACCACAGAAAGUACAGCAAAACUAGAUGUGACAAGGUCUGUUCUUGUGUACUUCUAUCCAUUUGUGUUUCUAAUGUAAAUAAAAGCUUAAUGCCAUGGUGUAUAUUUACCAGUGCACAUGAAAAAUAUAAAAGCAACACUUGUACAUACUGCUGGGUGCAAAUGAAAAUGUCCUACAAAUGUGUAUUUAAGGCAAAUAAAGUCAUUUGUAUGGGGAA
Messenger RNA from Etheostoma cragini (Arkansas darter), 5018 nucleotides. Its product is annotated as ADP-ribosylation factor-binding protein GGA1-like. Gene Ontology annotation, molecular function: ubiquitin binding; small GTPase binding; phosphatidylinositol binding. Gene Ontology annotation, cellular component: trans-Golgi network. Gene Ontology annotation, biological process: vesicle-mediated transport; intracellular protein transport. The record is from RefSeq and is a predicted model, not a curated record. Bases 61 to 2040 code for a protein of 659 amino acids. NCBI's taxonomy places the organism in Eukaryota, Metazoa, Chordata, Actinopteri, Perciformes, Percidae. The transcript has 17 exons.